CGGGGGCUGCAGUCCUCUCCGCCGCAACCCUCUCACCGAGCCGGGAACGGCGAUCGAUCGACGUUUCCCUCUCCGAGUUUCCGAUAUUUUAGCGGAGAAGAAAAUUCGUCGAAGGUGCAAAAUCGUGCGUGUACGUCGAGGAAGUGUGCCCGUUUUCGAAAUCAUCUGCCAUUUCUUCUUCCCUUCCCCAUCAAUAAUCGAUAUACCUACGAAACGUUGGGUCUCCGUAGUCGCACUUUUUUUUCGGUUUCAGCAAUGGAAGAAGAGGUACACGCGGAAGGGAAAAAUUUCAGGUUGGUGGCAGAACACGAGCUUCCCGAGAUUGCGGACUUUCUCGCUCAAUUUUUGCCCGACUCGAUCAAGUUCCACCAAACGUUGAAGACGUACUUGAACGACCGCGUGUGGGACUUUCAUUUCUACGUGACGAAAACUUGGCCGGACGAAGCUGUGAUAUUACAUUUCCCGGGCAUGACGUCGACCCCGAACAACGCACUGUACGAGAGCUUCGGCGUGUUCUGCCCGUGCGACCAAUUGGAGCACCUCGAGCUACUCAAAACCGAGGACGUUCUAAUCGACUGGAGCCGGCCGAUUUAUUUAAAUUUUACGCACGCGCGGAUCAUGGAAACAAUUAAAGAGUUCUACGAGCCGAUCGGUACCAUGGAGAAACUCUACGGAGAUGUUUACGUACUGUCCGAAGACGGCGCCACCGUCGUCGAAGAAGAGGAAACCAACCAAACGACAUUCGUAGAGUCCGCGGAGAUGAUGCAGCUGCGCCCCGAGCACGCCCAAAUCAUCCACGACCUGUAUCCGGCCAAUCACAUGGAGUGCAUCGAAGUCUUCCAGAGGCUCAUCGAGAGGCUGCCGUGUUACGGCGUUUUCUCCGCCGGCGGAGACCUGGCCGCGUGGAUGGUGCAGUCGUAUUACGGGGCCAUGUUCUCGAUGCAGACCCGACCCGAAUAUAGGCGGAAAGGUUACGGCAUGAUUUUGGCCAAGUACCUGACUAAAUUAGUAAAAGAGCGGGGCUACUUGCCGUUCGUCGUGAUUCGGCCCGAGAACGACGCGUCGAAAGGUCUCUACGCGAAACUCGGCUUCAAGAAACAUUUCGAGACUGUGCGCGCCAUCUUGAAGCCGCACGAUGCGUGCUGCGGUGGAGGGGGCGGGGGCGGCGGCACACAUAACGGCGAUUGCGUCAAAGAAAGUGAUAAUUUCGUUAGUGAUAGUACUGGAAACGGAGAGGUGGGGGAGGAAUGUAACGGCGACGAUGAGUAAGCCACGUUUUGAGUUUCAACGACGCUUUUUUUUGUGGGUCGGGAGGGACCGGAUGAGGACGACCAAGGUUCGAAAAUCAGCGAGGUAGACCAAACCGUCGUGACACCUGCUCAAUUUUAAGGAGACAAAAUUAUUAUCCGCGCGUAUACCUCUUCUUCCUCCUCCUCCUCCCCCUCGCGUACCAGAAAAAGAAAAACUGUUGCUUGUUUAGCACUUUUCAUAAAAAAUCCCCCCGAGUGUUGUGGGGCGCCCAGCUGAAUUGACGAUUCGUUUAUAAUGAGUAACAUAGGAAACAAAUUUUCGAUCUCCAUUUCGCUUACGGUUUUCAGUGCUGCAGUUAGUUCUGGAUCAAAUUAAAAACUAGAUUUUACUUUUCAAAGAAUAACGUUGCUAUAGCUAGUAAACUCUUCUGUCCAAAGUGCAGUCGUAAUUUUAAUGAUCUAACCGAAUCCAAUCUACUGUGGAAAGUAUCUUCUGUUCGACUAAGCGUCAUCUGACAACGGCGCACCCUCUAUGUUUCUCUGCACUUUAGACCUAAGUUUUGGUUAGUUUAGCAUAUACCAACGACAGUGAUGUGAUAAUUAACCAACUAACCGACCGAGAACGGGGACAGUUGGUUGUUUUCCUUAAUAUUUUAUUUUAUAUUAUAUUUGUUUUAAUUUUAAAGGCUUGCUCGACACUUUACUCUCUAUACACAUUCCGAAUCUUAUUCUCUGACACUUAUGAGAGUAUCCAUCUUAAGGGUCUCGUUUAAAAGCUGUGAUUUAGGAAAGUUUCCAAACAUCCUUAGGCAAAGUAGUAGUUAAGUAUUAUUCCAAAUUAUUCAUUUGGCCUUUAGGAUGGAAGCUGUGUUUUUUCUCCAAUUUUACUGAGUACCAUCUUACACCAAUUUAUUAGGGAACGUUGUAAGUGUUACUUAGUGCAAACCCGAUGGCUUCAUCCUUGAAUGUAAUGAGAUGCGUUACGUAAUUAUAU
Molecule: messenger RNA, 2244 nt
Organism: Cylas formicarius (sweet potato weevil)
Lineage: Eukaryota; Metazoa; Arthropoda; Insecta; Coleoptera; Brentidae
Exons: 5
Coding region: 256-1269 (337 amino acids)
Molecular function (GO): acyltransferase activity, transferring groups other than amino-acyl groups
Source: RefSeq, a predicted model, not a curated record